ACCCCACCCCAAAAGCAAGGCUCUCAAUUGAAUAUCCUCUUAUUGAUCUAUUAUUUAGUCUCAAGCUCUUCCCAUCAAACCAUUAGGCACAUACUCUGUUCUCCAGAGAUCUCAUAAGCUCAUAAUUUGAUUCUUACAAUAGGAUUUUUCUUAGUUUUCCUUGAGUAGAUUUGGAUUUGGCUAUAGUCUUCCAAGCUACUCCAAAUCAAGCCCUUGUCUUGCUUCUUUUGUAUUCUUUAUUCUCUAUUUCUUUCAGAAGAUUCUCUUCUUCUUCAUUUAACAACUCCAUGGCUACAGCGGCAUUAACACCAGCCUGUGAUGGUAACCUUUCCCGGACCUUGACCUGCGAAAGCGGCAACACCCAUGUUCUUGAUGCCUCAUUUUCUUAUCUCCAUAGCUCAGAAGAGACCUUCAUACUGAAACUCGCGGAGUUGACUCGGAACCCAUCUCCCACCUUCAACGGAGCCCAAGAGCCUCCCUCUCACUACCAAAUAAGCUUAGGAAGAAAAAAGACUGAUGGUGAAAUCAGCGUCUUCGGUGCUGAAAAGUACUUCAAUGGCGGAAUUGAUGACCAUACACAACGAAUUGCAGAGAAGGUAGCGGUAAAGCAGCAUCAGAGAGAUGAGCGUCCCAAUUUACAAUUCGAGAAACCCCAAAUCAAGCACAGAACUCCGAGUACCUGUUCGAAGGUGAGUUGGAACAGCCAGAGUGCAUUACUGCCAAGUUUCUUGAGAGACCAGUCUCCAAAUAAGCAAAACGGGGUACAAGGUAAGAGAUUUCUUUCUAUAUUCGGCUGCAAUUGCUCUUGUUCUGGUAAGAAAUCCAUCAAUGUGGAUGAAAACGCCGGGGAAAUUGAAAAUUCACGAAAUUACAGGAGCAAUGUCGAUUAUAAGGGGUCUUAUGACAAAGAGAUGAUCACAAUGGAACCCACAAAAAUCAAUCAAGGUUCCAUUGAUUUAGUUGGAACUGGAACCAAGCAGAAGCAAUUCAAAGAAGAAAUGCUGCUGGGGAAGUUCCAAAAGCUCCGUCUUUCUGUGGUGGGAAUGGAGAAAGAAGAUGAGCCAAAGAAGACAUUCGAUGUAUUAGGGCCCCCAAUUGGAGAUUUGGGACUGAAUAUGUUGGCUUGGGAUACCAUUCCCAAAAUCAAGGAUACCCAAGCAACCUCUGGCAGCGGCGGAAAUGGGAUGCGCGAACUAGACAUGGAGAGCGAUGCGAGUUCAGACUUGUUCGAGAUCGAGUCUUUUUCAGGGAAAGUUCAUCCAUCUCACACUCGACAGGCAUCAGAUGGCAGGUCAAGCUGCGUAACACCAAGUGAAGCGAGCAUCGACUGGAGCGUCGUCACUGCCAGUGCUGCCAAUUUCUCGACAGUAUCGGAUCAAGAGGAGAGAGGAUCAGUUUCAUCAUCAGCUCUUAAAAGUAACAAAACCAUCAUGAGCAAUACAAGAUCAAACUCAAGCACAGCCAAGGAACGAAGACCCAUUAUGUUGUCAGGUUGCAGAAGUCACAAAGCAGUGAAAGUGGCGGCUGAUGCUUACAAGAUGCCUGAGAAGGGAAAAAACCCACACCCCAACACGAGGUGGCCAGGGUUGUCUGAUUUCUGAGUCCACCUCACAUUCUCCUGCACAUGCAUUAGUCACGUGUGAAUUUUCCCAAAAUAAAGCAUUCCGCGCAGAGACUCCCGCAUGUGCAAAGCUUGAAGGACGAGAACAAUGCAACCCUAUUCCGAGGAUGUCCAAAAAUUAUUUCGAAAAAAUUCAGUUUUAGUGAUCUAAAAUAGCUAUGUACUUCUAUUUUGAAACCUAAUUGCUUCUAUACAAUAUAGUUUUUUUUUUUUUUUU
Messenger RNA from Macadamia integrifolia, 1838 nucleotides. RefSeq names its product protein PHYTOCHROME KINASE SUBSTRATE 1-like. The record is from RefSeq and is a predicted model, not a curated record. The transcript has a single exon. Gene Ontology annotation, biological process: phototropism. The coding region runs from base 288 to 1601 and encodes 437 amino acids. NCBI's taxonomy places the organism in Eukaryota, Viridiplantae, Streptophyta, Magnoliopsida, Proteales, Proteaceae.